AUGCUGUUCUUCAGCUUCUUCAAGACUUUGGUUGACCAAGAGGUUACGGUCGAAUUAAAGAACGACAUCUUACUUCGGGGCACAUUGAAGAGCGUCGACCAAUACCUUAACAUCAAAUUGGAUCAAAUCUCCGUGGUCGACGAACUAAAAUACCCACAUCUGUCCUCGGUCAAGAACGUCUUCAUUAGAGGCAGCGUCGUGAGAUAUGUUCACUUGCCUGGCAAUGCGGUAGACACAGCACUCUUGGAAGAUGCAACCAGGAGAGAAGCUGCCAAUUCAGGAGGAAAAGCCAAAUGA
Mollisia scopiformis is the source of this 297-nucleotide messenger RNA. Its product is annotated as small nuclear ribonucleoprotein LSM2. Gene Ontology annotation, biological process: mRNA splicing, via spliceosome. Gene Ontology annotation, molecular function: RNA binding. The coding region runs from base 1 to 297 and encodes 98 amino acids. The record is from RefSeq and is a predicted model, not a curated record. The transcript has 6 exons. Lineage: Eukaryota; Fungi; Ascomycota; Leotiomycetes; Helotiales; Mollisiaceae. Gene Ontology annotation, cellular component: U6 snRNP; U4/U6 x U5 tri-snRNP complex; Lsm1-7-Pat1 complex.